UACACGUCCCCUUCCUCUGUCCGCCCAAUCGCUGUGGCCAGCAGUGAGCAGUGCACCUCGCUAGCUUGCCCGGCGGCCUGUCUCUUCCCCGGCUGAAUGGUGAGCGUGAAUCCCCCACGGCCUCUCCAAUCAUUCGCGCUGCCCACCCCAUCCCUCCCUCUGCUUCUUGAACGCCUCCUCUGCUUCUCACGACGUCAUCCAUCUUCUUCCAGCCCAGCCAUGCCUGUCGCCGCGCUCCAUUCCCUCCCGGCGGUCCUCGGCGCGGGCCGCCGCCGGGUCCAGCGGCAGGCGCGGUUCGGCCUCCGGGCGAGCUCCGUGGAGUCGGCAGCGGCGGUGAGUGGGGAGGUCGGGGUGGUGGUGGAGAGGAGGAAGAAGGAUAGGGAGGAUGACGUGGUGGUGGUGAAAGAGGAGGCGGAGGAGGAGGAGACCCGCGGGCUCGAGGCGCUCUACGACGACGGGUUCGGGGCCGUGACGGUGAAGGACUACUUCGCCGCCGCGAAGGCCGUGUCCAGGGACGACGGCGGGCCGCCGCGGUGGUUCUGCCCCGUCGAGUGCGGCCGCCCGGCGGUGGAGGACGCGCCGCUGCUGCUCUUCUUGCCAGGAGCGGAUGGUGUUGGAAUGGGGCUCAUUUUACACCACAAGUCGUUGGGCAAAGUAUUUGAGGUUCGUUGCUUGCAUAUACCGGUCAAUGAUCGUACACCAUUUGAAGGGCUACUACAAACUGUCGAAAAACCUAUCAAGAUUGAGCAUGAUUUGUCACCAAACAGACCGAUAUAUCUUGUCGGAGAUUCAUUUGGCGGAUGCCUGGCACUGUCAGUGGCAGCUCGUAAUCCACAAAUUGAUUUCAUUCUCAUACUAGUUAAUCCAGCAACAUCAUUUGCAAAGACUCCAUUGCAGCUAAUACUGCCCCUUUUGGAAGCAAUGCCAAGCGAGUUUCAUUUUACAGUUCCAUAUCUUCUCAGUUUUAUCAUGGGUGAUCCUUUGAAGAUGGCUUCGGUUAGCAUUGAAAACAACCUAUCUCCUCCGGAAACUCUUCAGAAAUUGUCAGAUAGCCUCACUUCAAUGCUGCCUUUACUUUCAGAAUUGGCAGAUAUCAUACCAAGGGACACUCUUUUGUGGAAGCUCAAGCUUCUUAAGACUGGAGCAGCCUAUGCAAAUUCUCGUCUCCAUGCUGUACAAGCUGAAGUUCUACUUCUUGCCAGUGGUAAUGACAAUCUUCUGCCAAGCGGAGACGAAGCAGAUCGACUCUUCAAGACACUGAAAAACUGCAGAGUUCGAUACUUCAAGGACAAUGGUCAUACACUACUCUUGGAGGACGGUAUCAAUCUAUUAUCUAUCAUAAAAGGAGCGAACAUGUAUCGCCGUGGUAGACAACGGGAUUUUGUAACUGAUUAUCUCCCCCCAACAAUAAGUGAGUUCAAGAAAACAUUUGAUGAGGAUCACAAACUGUUUCACCUUGCACUGAGCCCAGUCAUGAUGUCUACUCUGAUGAAUGGAAAAAUUGUCCGUGGCCUUGCUGGUGUUCCUGACCAAGGUCCUGUCUUGUUUGUGGGUUAUCAUGCGCUCAUGGGAAUUGAGUUGAGUCCACUGUAUGAAGAGUUCUUGAGGGAGAAGAAAACAAUUGUUCGUGGCAUGGCUCAUCCAAUUUUGUUUGGAGCAAAAUUUGAGUCUUCACGUCAAGAGUUAUCUCGGUUUGAUACAGUUUCUAUGUAUGGUGGAUUACCGGUCACUCCAAUAAAUAUGUAUAGGUUGUUCGAGAGGAAUGAAUUUGUUCUGCUUUAUCCUGGCGGUGUUCGGGAAGCUCUGCAUAGGAAGGGUGAAGAAUACAAGUUGUUUUGGCCAGAUCAACCAGAAUUUGUACGGAUGGCCGCGCGGUUUGGUGUUACUAUCAUACCCUUUGGGUGCGUAGGAGAAGAUGAUGUUUUAGAGUUGGUUCUGGAUUACAAUGAUCAGAAGAACAUUCCGUACCUUCGGGAGUGGAUAGAGUCAAUCAACAAAGAAACCCAAAGAGUGAGGGAUAGUGUCAAAGGGGAGGAUGGGAACCAGGACAUGUACUUGCCAGCUCUUGUCCCGAAGGUACCUGGCCGAUUCUACUACCUAUUCGGCAAACCAAUCGAAAUGAAAGGGAUGAACAAUGUUGUCAGAGACAGAAAGAGCGCAAACGAAGUGUAUUUACGUAUCAAGUCAGAAGUGGAGGACAUAAUGUCAUAUCUGAAGACGAAGAGGGAAGAUGACCCUUACAGGAGUAUAGCACAGCGUGCGCUGUACCAGGCAACAUGGGGCGUCUCUGCCCAAGUACCAACUUUUGAACCAUGAAGAUUAGGUGCACAUAUGUUCGUGUGAUAGUGUGGUUGGAUAUUUGAAAUCUGGGAUAAACAAUUAAAGAUAGAUAGAAGAAGAAGAAUAGCUCUUAUGUGUUCUGUGCAAGCAGAGAAGGAGAUCUUUAGGUCAACAGCAACUCUUUGAUCAGCUGUAAUGCGUUCAGGGGAAAAUCUACCCCCAUUAAACCAGUAUACAGUAGAUUACAUAAACUAUACAGAACAAAAAUGGAUCUGUAAAUCUUUUUAACAAUUUUUUUAAUGAUGUAUAUUACUUAUUGGUA
Phragmites australis (common reed) is the source of this 2602-nucleotide messenger RNA. RefSeq names its product phytyl ester synthase 1, chloroplastic-like. The coding region runs from base 97 to 2316 and encodes 739 amino acids. The record is from RefSeq and is a predicted model, not a curated record. Lineage: Eukaryota; Viridiplantae; Streptophyta; Magnoliopsida; Poales; Poaceae. Gene Ontology annotation, cellular component: membrane. The transcript is spliced from 13 exons.